CAUGAGUCGCCGGAAGGGGUCGCUGCAAUGGGUGGAGUGCCAGGCGUCCGCCACAGUUUCAUGGAAUCCCUCCAAGCGUGUCCAGAAUUCCUCAAAGUGGAAACGGCGAUGACCUGGUGGCACCGGUUUGCAAUCAAGCAGCAAUGGGCUGUGAUCGGAAACAACGGAGGCGAGGCAUCGGAGAUGGAACUCCCCAUGCAGUUCCUCCCAGUCGGGGGUACAGAGGACGCGGUCGAGGUGCACCAGGGUGGGGGGUGACUGCUCGUUGGACCACGUGUAGCACCGGCCAUUGAGGUAGACUUCUUUGAGGACAAGGUCGUUGAUCGCAUGCCGGAAGCGACCCAUCAUGCGGCGGUUGAGAUUGCCAUUGCUCUUGUCUUUGUCACGGUAAAUGAGGUUGAAGUCGCCACAAAGCAUCCAGGGGCCGUUGCAAGCCGCCCGGACGUCACGAAGCUCCUGUAAGAAGGCGAUCUUGUAAUAUAUUAUAGGCAUUGUGAAAGCGAUGUUACUCCAACAAUGGUUGGAAUUGACGAAAGCACCCAAGGAACGAUUGAAGAGCAAAUGUUCUACAAUAAAAAAAACAUUGAGGGAAAUUAUAGAACUACGAUAUGUUGAUGUUAAAAGAAAGGUUUCCCUCUAACCUUGAUCAUAAAAAUCUUAUACCUUAUCUAUUUUACAUUAUUAUGUAAACUCAUAUGUUUUAUCUUUAAUAAGAAUUUGUAUGCAGAACAAAAGCAACAAUUGAUGAUAUUAUAACAGAAAAACCAUAACUAUAUUUGCACUUCCUGUCAUUAAGUAUCUGAAAAUCCCAAUAUAAGGUACCUAAUUAAACUCAAGGUACGCGAGGACACGGCAACAACAACUUUCGUUAUGUUUAAUGAGGUAGCAAAAAGUCUUUUAGGCAACAUAUCUGCAUCAACCCUAUUAGAGCAGGAGGGAUUCAACAACAUAGUACCAGAUAUUAUUCAAGACCUUUAUGGCAGAACACUCAUAUUCCGACUUAAGUUAAAUUCAAGGAAUCUAUAAGAGUGUAUGGAAAAUUUUGAAGUGAGCUUCACUUUUGAAGUUGAUGACAGACUUGAGAUGGAAUAUUCAAAUGAAAUAUUUGAAGAGGGCAUACUGGAAAGGCAAGACACACAAGGUUCUUCAAAUUUUGCUAUGCAGAAGUCCGAUAACGAGCGAGACAACAACUGUACCAGCACAGAUGACCGUAAUGAAGAAUGGAACGCCAAAACUAGAAGCAGAACAAAGAAGGAAAGGACAAAUUGCAUAAAGAGGAGGAAAAUAUCAUCUGAAGACAUGCAGCCAACCUUGUAUGAUAGACCUAAGAGGAUUAGGAGAGAACCAGCGAAAUACAUGGGCUAGGCAUUAUACAUCAGCAAGUGCUUACAUACGUCCAAUAGCUGCAAGAAUUGAAGAAUAUACUAUACACACUCUAUACUUAGUAGUAAUUUGCAUUGAUAAACAAUUAUGUUUAUUUUAUGCUCCACGAGAGUAAUGUUUAUAUACUUAAAUUAUUUAGUUACACUCGCUUGUGUCUUCUUUA
Triticum dicoccoides is the source of this 1546-nucleotide messenger RNA. RefSeq lists its product as uncharacterized. Lineage: Eukaryota; Viridiplantae; Streptophyta; Magnoliopsida; Poales; Poaceae. The coding region runs from base 1033 to 1365 and encodes 110 amino acids. The transcript has 4 exons. The record is from RefSeq and is a predicted model, not a curated record.